AUGUCCUUUGUAUUUUCUAAUUUUUUUGUACAUGCUGCAGUCUUUAAACAAUCGCUUCUCUUACAGCUUAUGUAUCUAUUUUAUGUUUACAACGGUUACGUGACAUACAAAGUUAGACGUUUCAUAUUGCAAAUGGAAACUUGUAUUCGAAAUAUGCAUCAACUGAAUAUACCGAUGAAUUUGUCAAAGCAUUUUUUACAGCAAUAUUAUAUAAUUUUAUUUUUGGUCUUCAUCUUAAUUGCGAUAAUAAUAAUGGAUUAUAGAUGGAUAAAAUUAUUGGGAAUUAAUCCCGCACUAAUUUUUGGUUUUUUCUAUCUCGAAAUUUAUCCCUUUAUCACAUGGUUAAUACCCGAUGUUACUUUCGCAUUUUGGAUAAGGAUUAUAAAAACAAAAUUUAUUCAAUUGAACGAACUACUGAAAGGUAUGCUUACCACUACCAUCGAUUCCCCGCAACAUAAAAGAAUACUUUGGAUGAGGAACAAGAACAGUAAUUCGCCAUUAUCUACUAUUCAUCAAACGGAUAAUCCGAGCAAAGAUGUUAUCACUAUUAAAAAUGCCAAGGCGAUACAUUUGGAAUUAAUCAAGUGUGCUAGGAAUAUAAACGAUGCGUACGCCUUACACAUUUUAUUCUCUAUAUCACUAGUUUUUGUUUUAAUCACUAUUACAGCUUACCAUGUGUAUUAUUACUUAUUAACUAAUUCGUACCGUACGCACCCUCUAAAUUCCUGUACUUAUUUAUUUUGGUUUUUUUACUUCGGUAUCAAGAUCAUCAUUGUAAGUCACAUAUGUGCAGAAACUGUAACGGAGAUCCAUGACUUUACUCUACAACUUAUCCAAAAUCCACUGUCAUUUACAAUAUAUGGCCUUGUUGAUCUGGAUUAUACAUUGAUUCGUACUGUCAUCGGUACUGUCACAAUAUACCUUGUUAUUCUCCUUCAAGUUGGAAACGUACCACCAGAAUUUUCCACUACAAAUUCAACGUUAUCAACUAAUGAUUCGAAAGAAAUUUAA
This is a messenger RNA of Vespa mandarinia (Asian giant hornet), 1011 nucleotides long. RefSeq lists its product as uncharacterized. Gene Ontology annotation, cellular component: dendrite; axon; membrane. The record is from RefSeq and is a predicted model, not a curated record. Lineage: Eukaryota; Metazoa; Arthropoda; Insecta; Hymenoptera; Vespidae. Gene Ontology annotation, biological process: male courtship behavior; sensory perception of taste; chemosensory behavior.